This is a messenger RNA of Bradysia coprophila, 3560 nucleotides long. Its product is annotated as melatonin receptor type 1B-A-like. Gene Ontology annotation, cellular component: membrane. NCBI's taxonomy places the organism in Eukaryota, Metazoa, Arthropoda, Insecta, Diptera, Sciaridae. Gene Ontology annotation, molecular function: G protein-coupled receptor activity. The record is from RefSeq and is a predicted model, not a curated record. Gene Ontology annotation, biological process: G protein-coupled receptor signaling pathway.
UGAACAUCAUGGAAGCCGGUCGAAAAAUCAUAAACACGAGUUUUUCUAAUUGAUAUAUCCAUUCAUUAAGGGAGCCUCCUCUCACUAUAUUCACUAUAUUCAAGCGGUUUAUUAAAUUAAAUGAAAUAAAUUUUACAUAAAAGUGAAAAUUAAGAAAGAAUUUGUGUUAAAUAUCUAAUUCCGCUGUACGAAUCCCGAAUUGACCGACGACAACGACGACGAUAAAAAGUGCUUUAUUCCGUGUGGCAGAAGUGGUGUGUUUCUGUGUGUAGGUGCGUGUUGGUUUGUGAAUUACUUGAAAUCUAUACACACUAUCUAACAAGUGGUGGAAAUAUCCUGCUGGUAUAUUGUAUAAAAAGUACAUAAAAGCUCGCAGCGAAGUUCAGAAAAAUGAACGCCACCACCUUAGUGCCAUUUUUAAGCACACAAAUAAAUCACAUAACCACAGUUACAACCACCACCGAUGGAUCAAAAUUAUUGGCAACGACACUCAUUGCCGCCAAACUAGACACUUUUUCGCCAGUAACUUUAUCACCGGAUUGGUCUCGUUUGGCAAAACUCUUACUAAUUUCAUUUCUAUCUGUAAUUGGAAGUGUUGGAAAUGUUUUCAUGAUUUCGUCAGUAAUGGUUGAAGAUCAUUUGAAGAAAGCUGGAAACACUUUUAUAGUAAACGUAGCCCUAGCUGAUUUAUUAAUUACAAGUAUUUUAAUGCCAUGCUCGACAAUAGUAUUAUUAGCUGGUAUGACUGAAGAAUUGUCCGUAUGUAAGGUACAAUGGUUUUUCGCUGCUUGUGCAUUUGUUAUAACGGUCUUAUCAUUAGCAUCAACCGCAAUAGAGAACUACUUACGAUUGUGCACUCCUCAAGAUGUGAGCUCAUGGUUCGACAAAAGGACUACAACCACCAUUUUACUACUGAUUUGGUCUCUCGGUAUAAUAGUGUCCGGUGUGCAAUACAAAUUGAAUCUUAGCUUUGACUUUUGCACCCGACAAUCGAAUGGUGAUUUUACAUACCAAGCGACUGUAAUCGGUCUUCUAGUCAUGCUGCCAUUAUGUUUAACAUUCUACACACACAUGAGAAUUAUAAAAGAUGUUAAACGUUUUAUGAGCACACCGAACUUUCGACCAAGCUUAAAUUAUACUUGGGACUUAUCACUAGCUAGAACCAACUUUUACAGUUUUUUGAUUUUUAUUGCAUUUUGGUUACCGUUCGGCGUUGUUUUAUCGUAUCACACCACCGCUGAUGUUGCCAAUAAAGUGUUUUACAGUACCGCUUGGAUUGGAUUGAGCAAAUCCACCUUCCAUAACGUCAUUUAUUGCAUAACGAAUCGCCAUUUCCGCAAUGCUUACGUAAAUUUAUUCCACUACUGCUGCUGUAAGACAACCGUUUCGGUGUCGCGUCGCCAACGAAACGAUGUAUGCCGGCCAUCGUCGGACGUACGGGUUCACAUCAUUCCUGGCUACAAUAUGUACUCGUACACGAGUCCUCAACGAUCGGGAAAUUGCCAUUCAUACUGGAAUAAGCGAGAUGUACAUGAAUUAUGAUCAGAGGCUUAAGAUGAGAAAAUUAUUUAAUUCGAUUUCCUUAUUAACUAUAGAUGUAAUAUUGUUCUGCCAAUCAACCUUGAUGUAGUAAAAGCCAACAAAUCUGUUCAGAAUUUACAAUUAUGUGGAUAUAAUGAGGAAUUGGUAUAUCCAUUUGAUUCAGAAUCGAUGUAUUACUGAAAAUAUAUCAAUGUAAUACACAGUCAGAUGCUCCCUGUAUUUUUAACAUUUAUAGAUGUAAAACCUAUAGUUAUUACAAACAAAAAAGAUUAUUUGAAAAGGAUAAUGAAAGAAAAGAAUAAUUCAACGAUUUUGUGCUGUUGAAAGACGUGAUUAGUGUUUAGUGUUUUAACUUAUGAAGAUAGCUAAAAAGUUAACUUAAGAAUUGUUCUGAACGAUUGUACAAUAUUGUAAGGGAAUUUCAUUCGAUGUUUGCACACCAUUUGCAUCUAGAAACUAUUUCUAUUAACACUUUAAAUCACACACAAAAUUAGUUGAAAUCGCUAAAGCAGUAGAUCUACAAAAACAUUAGAACUUAAUGGCCUUAGUUUCAUCAUUAAACGAUUAUAAUAGAGUAUUUCAUAUUUCUUAAAUUUCUGACCCUGGGAAUUUUUAUUAGUUCGCUGAUUUUUCGAUCAUGUUCAAUAUUCUUAACUUAAAACUUUUAGAAACGACAAACGUACCGCAACAAAAUAAUUGGAUCUGUUACUUCAUCAUUUGUGUAACGUAUGACCUUGUGUGUGAUACAAAAUUUUUCUCUUCAAUAGUUUUAACAAACAUUUCACUUUAUAAGAUAGCAAACGAACCAAAGCUCAUCGAUUAUUUCUGUCAUUGUUGCCGAUAUCAGAUGACUCCUAGUCAUUGACUAGGAGUUUCUAAUAUGUCUUGAUUAGAACUCUAGUGCGGUGAAAAAUGUUUUUUUUUUGAGAGAUUGAAACAGUUUUAAAUGUUUCUAUCAAAAAUUGCGUUGUUAUCGACUACACUACGCAAUAAAUAAUAAGCGGGAGAAAAUCAACAAGUCACAUUUUCAACGAUUAGAAUCCAAUUUAUUGAUGUUUUUUCAUUCCACAUUCCUUGUCCACGCUCAUAUACAUACGUUAAGCUACUCAACACUGGUAAUGCAUAUGGAGUAAAUAAAGAGAUUGCAUUGUAUUGUGACUCCUUACUUUUCUUUGCCUGUACUUCAUUCUGUUAAAUUUUCUUUUGGUUAUUUUGUUGAGUAAAAUACCUUAUUCUGUGGAAUAAUUUGUUUAUCCACUCUAGAUAUUGCAACCUUUCCCCUUGCAGACAAAAAAAUUUUCCAACAGAUGUGCUUAAUAGAAACCACAUCAACUAUAUACCAAAUCAGAAAUAUUCUACAUUUCAAUUUUCCGCGAGUGUUAGACUCGUUGUUUUAUUUGUUUAUGCGGUCGAAGAUACUUUGUAUAUGGGAUGUUGCGUUCGCAUGGAAGCCUCGACUUUCGAUAUCAAAGUUUUCAUUUAAAAAAGUCAAAACAUCUCUAAAUAAAAUGGAGCUUGAUCCUUUAUUUUCACUGAUUUCAUUCACCAUUUUCAUUCACAUUUUCUGUAUGUGUUAAUAAGGCAAAUUUUAAUUAAAUUCGGUUUAGAAAAAAAAACUAUUCCCAACGAGUUUAAUAAAGGACUUAUGAAGUUAGAGUAGGGAAAAAUUUCAAAACGAACUGAAACCAGAAUAGGUAUAUAUUAUAUAGGCGGUACACAGAUAUAAAAAAAGUAAAGUGAAAAGACAUGAAUAUAAUAAAAACAUUCCUAUGAAAAAAGAAAAUAAAUAAAUGGAGAAAAUUUUUAUGUAUUUUAUAUAUAUAUAUAAUAUAAUGGAUAAUAAAAACUAUUGUAUAUUUAUAUGUAUUUUUAUAGAAUUUAUUUAUACUACUUGAUACAAGAAGAAGAUGUACAAUAUAUUAUAAUCGUAUAUAUUUACUAUACACUAAAUAUUAUAUAUACAUGUUUAAUUUUAUUAAAUGUCUACACAAUGAAUACAGAUAUAUUAAUGUGAUAAU